AUGAGAAGUGCUGCCGUUGUUCUGCUCACGGCUUGCGCUAUAUUUUGCGCAGUUUACGCACAUCGUCACAGGGGUAUGCCGCCCCCAGCAUUCCUCAGCUCCUUUAAUGAAACAGUUCGCAAGGGAUUCUUCGAUAUUAUUAAGAAACCGAAUCUGACAUUAGAGGAGAAGAAGGCACAGGUCAUGAAUUGGGCAAAGACCUAUGGAUUGGAGGAGCAAGCGAAAAAGCAAAUCGAAAAGAUUGAGGGCAUGAUGAAGAAGCAUCCAGGCCAUAAUGGGACAGAAAUUCGAAUUUAUGACCCUGGCUCCGUUUGCUGA
Messenger RNA from Cooperia oncophora, 318 nucleotides. NCBI's taxonomy places the organism in Eukaryota, Metazoa, Nematoda, Chromadorea, Rhabditida, Trichostrongylidae. The record is from the annotation of a GenBank genome assembly.